AUGUCUUUCAGCCACACAUCUCGCGACCGCAAGGGCAGCCAUGUCUCGGAAAAGCUGGGGACCAUCACGGUCGAAGUCGCCGACACAGAGCUCGACAAGCUCGACGAGUACGAGGAGGUAAUCGCGGCCGAAGCCGAAUUCACGGAGGCCGAGUACAAGCGCCUCCUACGCAAGAUUGACCUUGACAAAACCUCCCUCUCCUCCGGCGUAAUCUUCGGCCUUAAAGAGGACACACACCUCACAUCCCAGGAGUAUAACAACCUCAACUCGUUCUUCUACAUGUCGUAUGGCGUGGCCCAGAUCCCCAUGGGAUGGGUCAUGCAGCGCUUCCCACUCGGCAAGGCCCUCAGCGUCUGCGUGAUCCUGUGGGGCGCAAUGGUCAUGCUCCUCGGCGCGUGUAAUCAUUAUUGGGACCUGAGUAUUGUGCGCGUGUUGCUAGGCUGGUUUGAAAGCGUCGUGACUCCGGGAUUCGUCGUCCUUACCAGUUCGUGGUAUCUCCGGCGCGAGCAGACCUUGCGCCAGGCCUGCUACUAUGCCAUGAACACAUUCUUCUCAAUCGUCUUCGGUAUCGCCAUCUACGGCAUUGCAGACAACGCCCACCGUAAGGGCGGUAUGGCGGCGUGGCGUGUCAUCAACCUCUUCCUCGGCGGGGUGACCGUCGGUAUCGGUAUCAUCCUGCUCUUCAUCAUCGGCACCCCCAACGAGGUCUGGUGGCUCUCGAAACGCGAAAAACUCAUGGCCAAAGCGCGUAUCGUGCAGAAUGCGACUGGUGGUGGCGAGCAACACCCCUGGAAAUGGAGCCAAGUCAAGGAAUGUCUCCGCGACCCCCAGUACUGGUUUGCAUGCGCGUACAACCUCCUCUCAUGCAUCCCGAACGGCGGCCUCGGCGCCUUCAACAACCUAAUCUACAAGAGUAUGGGCUUCACCAACCUCCAAGUCAUCCUGUAUUGCGUCGGUAACAUUGUCGGGACGCAGAUCUUCGUUCCUUCAGACGCGCCAAAGUAUCUCAAAGGCCUGAUCUCGUGCGGCGCCGUCAUGUGUCUCAACGCCAUCAACCUUGCUUGUUGGUGGAUGUAUUAUACGCGGACUAAUGCGCGGCGCGAGGCCCAGUUCCUGGCGUUGGGAAUAACUGAGGAGACGCGCGCGCAUGAGAGUCGCCUGGCGGGCGAGCUGGAUCUCACGGACCGCGAGAAUACUCAUUUCCGGUAUGCUUGCUAG
This is a messenger RNA of Cutaneotrichosporon cavernicola, 1218 nucleotides long. RefSeq lists its product as uncharacterized. The transcript has 7 exons. Gene Ontology annotation, molecular function: transmembrane transporter activity. The coding region runs from base 1 to 1218 and encodes 405 amino acids. The record is from RefSeq and is a predicted model, not a curated record. Gene Ontology annotation, cellular component: membrane. Lineage: Eukaryota; Fungi; Basidiomycota; Tremellomycetes; Trichosporonales; Trichosporonaceae. Gene Ontology annotation, biological process: transmembrane transport.